UUUUAUCGACGUUGGACUUUCCGCAGGCUUCGUCGUAUGGCAUGAAUCCACUGCGGCCCUCCUCGUCGGCCUCCCUUCUGCAGCUGCGGCGGCUCAUUUCAACUUCAUCUGUGCGCCUAUCGGGCCACAACAAAUGGUCGAAAAUCAAAGAAAAGAAGGGUGUCAAUGAUCGCAAGAAGGGACAGGUCUAUAGCAAGGCCACCAGGGACAUAGCGAUAGCGGUGCGAAGUGGUGGCAGUGCCGAUCCAGACCUCAAUGCCGCCCUAGCAGCGGUCCUCAAAAGGGUCAAACAGCAGGGCGUCCCAAAGGACAACAUCGAAACUGCUUUGAAAAAGGCUGCCGGAGCAAAAGACAGGAGCGAUCAGCAGUUUUUGGUUUAUGAAGCUAUGGCACCUGGCUCCGUCGGCAUGAUCAUAGAAUGCAUUACAGACAACGUGAACCGUACCAAGCAUGCCGUCGACAACUUGCUGAGUGGUCAUGGUGCUCGGAUGGCACCCGUGAAAUUUCUCUUUUCGCGGCUUGGAUGUAUCGAAGUGGCGUUAGACAAAGCGCCUGAAUCUGAAUUCGAGAGAAAGCUUGACAGGCUCAUAGAGACAAUGCUCGAUGCCGGCGCGGAGGAUUUCAAAGAGACUGCCGCAAGCGACGUUGACGUGGAGUUAGAGUUCACUUGUCAGCCUCAAGAUCUGGGAAAGAUCACCACCACUGCUCUCGAGACCGGCUUGUGUCGAGAGUUGCUGAACAGUGAGCUCCAGUACAGAGCGCUGGAGGAGACUCCGUCACUGGAUGAACAUUCCGCAGAACGGAUAGAUGGUCUGCUUGAGGAGUUCGACGAGCUCGACGACGUUCUCAAAGUAUGGACGACCCUCGGUGCAUCAGGUUAGGCCAUUGCAAAAGAAUUGUUGUUGGAAGUGCUUGGCGAUAUACCGGGUAUCUUGUGUGCAUAUCAAGUAUUAUUACAUACAUCCACAUCUGGGCGAACAAGUAAUUGUAGUGCGAAUUCGAAAGACACUGUAUCCGCUAGUCACCGACAUCCUCCAUUCACCCAAAUAGUGUGUAUAUCAGCACCUCCAUAACAAUUCGUGACCAAUUCGUGGACAGAAAGGAUCCGUCGUGCAUGCGUGCUGAGGCUAAGUGGAUCAGUGAGGGUGAACUUUGCCGUGCCAUGUAGGUUCCAAAGAAAUCCAUGGCGCCGCUCGCAACCCGCCCAAGACGACAAUACCUUCUUGUACGGCCAAGUCGGCAAAUUCUUUCCAACGCGUCACUCCUGCCC
Laetiporus sulphureus 93-53 is the source of this 1270-nucleotide messenger RNA. RefSeq names its product DUF28-domain-containing protein. The record is from RefSeq and is a predicted model, not a curated record. Gene Ontology annotation, cellular component: mitochondrion. The transcript is spliced from 9 exons. Bases 42 to 881 code for a protein of 279 amino acids. Lineage: Eukaryota; Fungi; Basidiomycota; Agaricomycetes; Polyporales; Laetiporaceae.